AUGCCUGCGACGCCGCGCUUCAAGGUGUCCCAGACGGACCUUGCCGUGGUGGUGUGCAUCAAGGUGCCGCACAUUCGCGUAGGGAGCGCGGAGACGCACGUGGAUGGGACGGAGUUCUCCUUCUACUGCAAGCCCUACCUACUCCGGCUGACGCUCCCGUACGAGGUCGGGGGGGAGGACGACGACGGCAGCUGCAAGGCGGUGUACGACCCGAGCGACGAGAACGGCACCAUCACCGUGACUCUCAAGAAGGCCGCCCCGGCGCCCGCUCCUAAGGUCGAGAAGAAGGCCCCGGCCCCAGCGCCUGCUCCCAAGGUCGAGCCUAAGCCUGCUCCUACUCCUAAGGUCGAGCCGAUCGCCCCCCCGCCCGCGCCCGCUCCCAAGGUCGAGCCGGUCGCCCCCCCGCCCGCGCCCGCUCCCAAGGUCGAGCCUAAGCCCCCCGCGCCGGCGCCCGCUCCCAAGGUAGAGCCGAAGAAGGCCCCGGCCCCCGCGCCGGUACCAGCUGCGAAGGCCCCUGAGGUCGCCGCCGUCAAGAAGGUCGCCGCUCCCGCUCCCCCGCCGCCGCCGCCGGCUGUCGCUCCCGCCGCUCCGAAGGCCGCGGCGCCGAAGUCCAUGGCGCCGAAGCCGGCGCCCAAGCCGAAGCCGGCCCCCGCGCCCAAGAAGCCCAGCGGGCCUUCUCCGCAGGCUCAAAAGGCUGCCCAGGCGAAGGCCAAGGCGGCCGCGGAAGCUAAGGAGAGGGAGGAGAAGGCCGCGGCUUUGGCCGCGGAGAAGGCCGCGGCGGCCGAGAAGAAGGCUCUCACGGAUAAGAUUAAGGCCGCGCGGGAAGACUUCGGGACGGUGAAGAUGGGACCUGACAAGAAGGCGAUCGCGACGACGACGACGACCAAGGUAGCGUCGAAGCCAACCAAGGACCCGCAGGAGGUCGCCUUGGAGGAGAUCCGUGCACAAAGAUCAGCGGCGAUGAAGACUGUCCGUACGCAGUCGGAGGUGCUGAAAGCGGCCCAAAUCAAGCUGAGCGACAACAACAAGAAGCUCGAGAGCGCGGAGAAGAAGAUCGCCGAUGACAAAUUCAAGAUGAAGACCACCAAGACGCCGAAGGUCCGCACGCAGCUGGCGGUGGAGAUAGCGGAGAAGCAGCAGGUGGCGGCGAAGGCGCGGGCCAACAUCAACGAAGCGGAGGCGGUCAUCAAGGCCGCCGGGAAAGAGGUGCAAGAUGCGACAAAGGAGUCGAAGGCACUGUCGGCACGGCAAGUGAGGGAAGAAGCGUCCCGCAAGGCCGCUCAGGCAAAGGAGGCCAAGGCAAGCGCGGACGCCAAGGUCAAGGCCGACGAGGACGCCAAGAAGCAGAAGAAGAAGUCGAUCCAGGCGGCGCAGGCAAGAGCGGAGCAGAAGAAGAAGGACAUCGCUAAGGCUAAGGUGGAUGCCGCCAAGGCCAAGGAGAACGUCUUCAAGGAGAAGCAACUCAAGGUGAUUCCGGGGCAACAUUUCCCCGACCUCGAUCUAACGACGACCCUCAUGCAGCCCCGCUGGACACCCAAGGACUUGCUGAAAGAGCGCCCGAGCGGCGGAGACGAAGGCGGGGCCGAGGGCGUCGUGCCUGCCUCCUCCUUCUCCGGCGUCGAGGUGGUCUCGUCGGAGCGCUACGAUGUCCAUGACGACGGCGACGACGGAGCCGCGGGCAACAGCGGUAGCGGUGGUAGUGUUGGUGCGGAUGGCGGUGGUGGUUCACGCCUCCCUGCUGGGGGCUCCGGUGUGGCGGGAACCGGCGCCGGCGCAGCGGCGGAAGGGCGACGAGCGGGAGGGGAGGGCGGCGGAGUGGGCGCUGAGGUCUUGAUCCGGCCUCCGAGUUACGGGUUCAACGACAAGUUCAGCGGUUUUUUCACGUCCCUGAGGGAAGAGCUUCGUGAGAUGAUUCAUCUGCCGAACCCAGACAAGACUCCUGCUGAGGCCAGACGAGGCCUUCGACUAGAGCACGAGCAGGCCGCCUUCGACCCGGACCGGUACCUCGGCGACCUCUUCACCGAGGAAGAAGACCCGCUCCUCACGGAAGCGCUAGCGUUCGAGCCCCACUGGCGACUGAGGCUGGGGGCACAGCAGCAGCAGCAGCGGCGUCGUCGUCGACAACGGCGGAGAGGGCAUGCGCAAGAUCAAGGCAACGAGGAAGAGGAUAAGCGGCAGGGGGUUGACGGAGGAGGAGGAGGACGAGGAGGAGCGUCGCCGGCCGGGGAUGGUGGUAGAGAGGGAGCUCCAGAAGACGGGGCUUUGCUGCAGGGGGCAAGAGGAGGUGUAGAAGGCGUUGUUGAGGCGGAGGGCCGAGGGGAUGGGGGACAGGAUGAGGAGGAGGAGGGUUUUACGGAGGUGGAGCAGGAGCAGAUGAGGCGUCUUCCCAACCGCGAGUACCUAAUCGAAGCCGGGAGUGCGGAGGAGAGGCGUGUCUUGCUCGGCCUGGCGGACAUCUUGUUCGCCUAUGCGUACGACCACCGGACCACGACGGGCGACGCCACCGUCGAGAGCCCCUGGACCGUGGCCGUUCUUAGCCCGCUCCUCAGCUGGCUCGAGGCCCCUGCGGAGGGGGGGGACGUGGCAGAGUCAUCCCCUGUCGCCGCCGACGCCUCCGCCGAGACCGACGUGGCCCUGGCCGGCAUCCGCCGCAGCCUGAUCUUCCCGUACCUCAGGGUGUGGGAGCUGGGUGCUCUGGUGGCGAGGGACGUGAGGGACAUCCUGGCGGCCGGCAAGCGAUGCAUCUUGCGCUGCCUGUUGCAGACGUACGCCCUAAUGGAGAGAGGGGAGGUGCACUACCUGCUGAACAAGCUCUUCGUCGAGGACUACUGCGUGUGGAUCCAGAAGGCUUCCGAGGAGUCUCUCGUCGCUUUGGCGGAGCGUUACGCUGCCGCCGCGAAUUCGAUCACAAAAAGCGGGGCUUGCCUGGACCUAGAGAGGAUCGAGGCGGACGCCGAAAGGGUGAUCGCAGCGGGGCGGGGCGGCAGCGAUGACGAAGAAGAAAGUUCGGCGGAAGAAGAGAGUUCGGAUGAAGAAGAAGGAGACUCUUCCGAGGAAAGUUCGGAUGAAGGUUCCGAAGAAAGCUCUGACGAGGACAGCAGCGCCGACGAAGACGGAGGCGACGGCGGCGGCGGCGAGGGGAAGAAGGCGGAGGCGCAGCCGGGGGGCGAUGAAACAUCGGGAGGUGGCAUCGGACGGACGCCGGCGGCUCCUUCGACACAGGCACACAGCAGCGAGGCCCUCGCUUCGCCUGCGGCUGCACAUGGCGCCAAUGCUGCUGCUGUUGCCGCUGCUGCUGACACGGAUGCAACUGCAUUGUCGAACGAGGCCGCGAGGUCGGGCGCAUCAGGGGCAGCCGCAACGGCUGUAGGUAACGCCAACGGCAGCAGCACCAACAAUAGCGGUGGAAGAGGUGGAGAGAGGGACCCUCAGCGGUCCACAACUACUGCCGUAGCUCCCGGCAGAACUGGCGCCGCCGACGACGACACCAGCAAGCCCUCCGCUUCCCGAGCGGUCGAGCGAAACACAGACCUCCUGCAGCUAGAAUCGCUCGCAGACAAGGCUUCGCGAGGGGGCGCGACGUCAUCAUCGGCUCUUGCGAGCAAGCUGUCGGGUCUGAGCCUCGGAGAACAUGGAGCGCCGAUCCUCCCGGGAGGCGGUGUUGGUGUCGGGAAGGCGGUGGUUGGGUCACCGCCGCCGCCUCCGCCUUCCUCUUCGGAAGCGGUUGGCAGCAGCGCUGGCGAUGGCGGCAGCGGCGGCGGGGGAGAGGGCAAGGGCCGGCGAAAAAAGCUGAUCGAGGAGUUGUAGAAGACGAUGGCGUCGGGCAGAACGGAAGCGGCGAGGUUGUUGCUGUUUUUUGUUUGGAAGCCCCUUCUUAGAGAGUUAAUCGCGUGUCCCCCUCUCGAGGCCGAAUCACUCCCUCCCCGCACCAAGUGACGAUGGCGCUACAAAACUUCGAAAAAUACUGACUUGAGCCUGGUGUCGUGGGCAAAAAGCUGAUUGGAGACGGUGGUGCCGAUAUCUUGUUUCGAGUGUGCAGCAGCACGCAGGGGCGGGGUCGGCCCGUUGGGUUGGAGAGCAGGACGCACGGGGACAAUCAGCGUGCAAUGCAUAACCCACUCCGUUUUUUCUUCUUUUAGGGCGAGACACCGUUUCCGCGGCGAAGGACUUUGCGGUCCCCAUCGGUCGUGGUAACGGUGACCGUGGUGUGAGGUGUGAGGUGGUUUGUGUCCCUCCAAUAGUCUGUCCGUCUCCAACAACGGUAAUUCGUCUUCCAACCCGACUUGAAGCUUCAGUCAGGGACUACAAGUGCCCAAUACACCCCGCCUCCUCGCGGUUAGCGUUGACCCCACCUCGGACGUCGAAUUCGUUCGAGGAAACGUUUUUCCUCGAGAGGACAAGGUUGAUUGUGUUGACAUCGAAUACUACCGUGUUUGACAGCUGCGGCAAUGUGGCAAAGGGACUUCACUCCCGCUGGCUGGCGACGUGGUAGGGGGCCACAAUGCGUAGACUGCCCAUGGGUUGCCCAUGAGAACCAUUCCGUUGCCCGCCGGUCACGAAAGACAGUCACGACACGAACUACAGCCGGUUGAAUGCAUGGGACGACAGACAAAAACGCGAGUUACGC
Ectocarpus siliculosus is the source of this 4627-nucleotide messenger RNA. The record is from the annotation of a GenBank genome assembly. NCBI's taxonomy places the organism in Eukaryota, Phaeophyceae, Ectocarpales, Ectocarpaceae.